This is a messenger RNA of Rhagoletis pomonella (apple maggot), 4320 nucleotides long. RefSeq lists its product as uncharacterized. The coding region runs from base 1 to 4320 and encodes 1439 amino acids. The transcript is spliced from 3 exons. The record is from RefSeq and is a predicted model, not a curated record. NCBI's taxonomy places the organism in Eukaryota, Metazoa, Arthropoda, Insecta, Diptera, Tephritidae.
AUGAGCUGCGAGGAAAAUACGAUUCCUGAGGGAUCUGCCGUACCGUCAUCCAGCGCAUCGGCCAUAAUAAGUGUAACCGCAUCACCAGUCGCACCUCCUUCACUUCAGGAACUCGCGACAAUCGAAGCACCUUCACAAACUUGGACAACUGCGCUAAUUGAUAGGGAAUCUCGAUUCGUCGGUGCUAUAUCCGCGCAAGAGGAUGUAUUUUCAGGUGCAAUAGCAUUAGGUACCAGUCAUAUAGGGGAGCAUUCACAGAUGGCACCUUUAGCCAGCACAACCGUCACUUCCUGUACAUCCGCAGGUGCAACCUUAUCGGACACAUGUGAAUUUAGGCGCUCCAAUUUCGUCACCGCCCACACGUGUUCAGGCCCUAACCUCAAAAUACGAUGCGUACAUUCGGCAAGCGCCUUUGACGACAUUUAUAGAGUCUGGCCCGUUAUCUGCACAUGUACAUGGUAUCAGAACCUCAGCGAUGAACUCAUACCCUUCCACGGCGCUGUACAACGGUGUAGGUUUUCGGGCGCUUCGCAGGUUCAAGCGCCAUAUGCUCCACCAUGUACUGCGCCGGUGUGGACAUCUCGCCAGUCUCAACCGUUUUCGUUUAUACCACCAGCAUCAGGGUUGCCGAAUGUGGCGAACGGAAGUCAAAGUGCAUGGGGCGCAAUGGGUCAGUCAGGGCCAUACACAACUUACGAUGCAACGUUGCUGCCCUCGCAUGUAGCUGCGAGGCAAGCCAUUACUAAGGACUUACCCUCCUUUUCCGGUAAGCCGGAAGCUUUAUUUAUUACUAAUUAUGUUCAAUCUACGGAGCGCUGCGGGUUUUCUGACCAAGAGAAUCUUAUUCGGUUGCAGAAGUGCUUGAAAGGCGCUGCACUUGAGUCAGUCCGAGGAAAAUUAAUGAUGCCUGCCACGGUAAACUUGGCCAUCGAAACUCUGCGUAUGCUCUUCGGUCGGCCAGACGUGAUUCACGAAACUCUCCAACGUAAGCUGCGAGAGGUGCCUCCUGUACGGAUCGAAAGGUUAGAGAGCUUCGGCCUGGCUGUGCAAAAUUAUAGGGCGACGAUGCAAGCUCUGGGUCUCGAUGGCUAUUUGAACGAUCCCAUGCUACUCAACGAACUCCUGAGUAAACUUCCAAGUGAAAUGAAGCUGGAAUGGGGUAGACGUCGUUUAAGUCUUGCACGCGUAGAUAUUAUUGCGUUUGAUGAGUGGCUCGUCCCACCCCAGAGCUUGCAUCAGGUUACUCCUGUUAAUAGCGUUCCAUCAGAGGUGAAGGUAGGAAAUAAAGGGCGCCGGGAACGGUUACUUGUCCACGACGCAUCCUCAACUUCUGCCAGUCGUACGCCGGGGUCGCAGAAGGUCUCGUGCCAUAAGUGUACAGGUGCACAUGAUUUAGCUGAGUGCCGUGAAUUCAAGGCAUUAAGUAGGCAAUUACGCUGGCAGUUAAUUAAAGAGAAGAGACUUUGUAUACGAUGUUUUAAGAAUCACCAGGUUCGUCGAUGCAAUUCCAACAAAUGGUGCGGCGUCGAUGGAUGUCGUUUGGCUCAUAAUCCGUUGCUGCAUGGGCAGCGACUUCAACAACAAACUAAGCCACAUGAAAGCGAUGAUACAGGGAAUGCUGAAGUCGAAAAUUCCGUGAUAUGCUUGCAUCAGAAGCCGCAUGACAGAGCUAUCUUCAGGUAUGUUCCCGUAACUUUACACGCCAACGGUGUAACUCUGGAAACAGUUGCACUUAUCGAUGAAGGUGCAUCUUGUACAUUGUUGGACGAUACCCUGGCUCGACAACUCAAGCUUAGUGGCCCUAGCGAGGAUCUUUGUCUCAGGUGGACAGGCAAUAUUACCCAGCAAGAUAAGAAUUCUCAAAUCGUAUCCUUUGAGAUUUCAGCAAGAGGAAACGACUCUGUUAAAUAUGGUAUGCGAAGCGUACGCACCAUCGCGAAUUUGAAGUUGCCGCGACAAUCGCUGCAAGUGGGCGACAUACGGGAGCGCGAUCACCUUAAGUCACUACCUAUAGUGUCGUACGACUCAUCCAGAGCUGGACUCCUGAUUGGCCUAGAUCGCGUAAAACUGUGUGUACCGUUGGAGGUUCGUCAAAAUCAAAACGAUGGCCUGGUAGCAGCGCGCUGUCGACUAGGAUGGUCUGUCUACGGUCGUGAUAAGCACGAUAGGUCGCCCAACGAGAGAUUGAUGCACAUUUGUGAGUGCAGUAAAGAUGGCAACCUCGACAACCUAAUGCGAUCAUUCUUUUCUGUUGAGUCAGUUGGAAUAAGUCCAACUGUUAAACCUCCAAUGUCAAAAGACGAUGAGCGUGCGUGGCAGAUAAUGCAAAGCACAACAAAAUAUGUUGAAAGUGAAAGGAGAUGGGAAACGGGGCUCUUGUGGAGAUUUGAUCGCAUUGAUCUACCGCAGUCGUAUCAAAUGGCGCUCAAACGGCUUGAGUGUUUGGAAAGAAAAAUGGAUAAAGAUCCACAUUUAAAAGACUUCAUCACAGAAUGCAUUCAAGACUAUCUUCGCAAAGGCUAUGUGCGGAAGUUAAGUGCAGACGAGAUUUCCACAGGAGGAAAGGCAUGGUACAUUCCAAUUUUUUCAGUAAUAAGCGUCAACAAGGGCAAGAGGCGGCUGGUGUGGGAUGCAGCCGCGAAAGUUGAGGGAACUGCUUUGAAUGAUGUGCUACUUAAGGGUCCUGACCUAUUGAGAUCCUUGGUCGGUGUUUUGCUUCGCUUUCGUGAAAAACCGGUGGCAUUGUGUGGUGACAUUCGCGAAAUGUCUCACCAGGUUGGAGUCAUAAAAGCGGACCAAGCCGCGCAACAGUUUCUAUGGCGUGACGGUGAUAGAACUCGUGAGCCAGACACUUUCGUUAUGGUCGUCAUGACGUUAGGUGCAUCUUGUUCGCCCUCCUUAGCUAACUAUAUUAAAAACAGAAACGCAUACAGGUUUAAGGACAAGUUCACUUCCGCAGUUGCAGCCAUCGUAGAAAAUACAUUCGUUGGUGACUGGCUUCAGAGUGUUGAAACAGAAGAUGAAAUGAUCCUACUCGCAACGGAAGUGCCACACAUCCAUAAGGAAGGUGGCUUCGAAAUGCGCCACUGGCUUUCCAAUUCAAAACGAGUAUCGCGUGUUAUGGCAGGUCAAUCUGGAUUGGUAGAUAAGUGCAUUGAAGAGCCGGGCAAUGAUGCGGAAAAUGUCCUUGGCAUGUGGUGGCGACCACACACCGACGAACUAAUGUUCGUGCAGCAAUUUAAAGAGCAGUUUUUUGAUGAAUUAAGCAUUCCAACCAAGAGAGAGAUCCUUCGAGCGGUUAUGACGAUUUUCGACCCUCUAGGUUUGCUCGGUUUUUUUGUAAUUAAGGCCAAAAUGAUACUUCAGGACGUUUGGAGAUCGGGAGUGACGUGGGACGAACCCAUACAAGACAAAGAGCGUUUCGCGUGGUGGAAUUGGGUGCGAAAACUUCAAUCCCUCAACAACGUGCGCAUUCCAAGGUGUUACACAUUCGUAAGCCGCUGCGAAAACCUUGAGCUUCAUGUUUUUGUUGACUCCAGCAUUCUCGCAUACGCAGCGGUAGCUUAUCUUCGGGCAGAGGUUAAGGGUGAGUUCUAUUGUAGCUUGGUAAUAUCCAAAACACGCGUUGCACCCCUAAAACCUUUAUCGGUACCGCGGUUGGAGCUGAUGGCGGCCAUCCUAGGACUGCGUCUAGCACGAUUCGCGCAAGACGAGCUUUCUGUUGCCAUUUCACGUCGAGUUUUCUGGUCAGAUUCGAAGGAUGUACUUUACUGGAUACGAUCUGAUGCAAGGAAAUUUAAUCAAUUUGUUGCGGUGCGUAUCGGCGAAAUAUUGCAGGGGUCGCAGCUAAAUGAAUGGCGGUGGGUUUCGUCAAAACAAAACGUCGCAGAUGACGGCACCAAAUGGGACGAUAAUCUGACACUGGAUAGCAACGCACGAUGGUUUACUGGUCCUGACUUCCUUCGCGCGCCAGAACAUAGCUGGCCCCAAUCCGAGUUUAUUAUGCCUCAUGAGGAGGGGCUUGAUACGGUCCACCAUGUGAAUGAUGAAAUGGAUGUUCGCAACAGUUGCGUUCCAGACCCCACACGGUUUAGUAAAUGGGAAAGGCUUCGAGCAGUGCAGAUGUGCGUGCUGCGUUUUCUUCGCCUUAUUAUGAAAUCGGAAGCAAAGAAUCCGGUAGCCGAGAGACUGCUACGAGAAAAAACUUGCGACGGCGCCGAGUUACUGAUUUUCCGAGAAUGCCAAUCUGAAAGCUUUGCAGAGGAGUUGAACCAACUAAAACAACCUAAGGCUCGGAUGAAAAUGGGCUCCUACGAGUGA